AUGAGACGCAAAGAAUUAAGGAACAUAAUGCAAGGAACAAAUGAUAGAAACCACUUCACUUUGGUUGAAAAGUUACCGCGUUUCACAUCGAAUUUCUCUGCACCCAUCACAGAGGAGAGUGAUGCGGACGAUUAUUAUCCAUUCGUUAUUGGACACGGGCCGAGCUUCAAAGUUAUCGACCCUAAAGUGUACAAACAACUACGGCGACAUAAUAUUCAGCAAAAACCGACCAGUAAAGUAGCGGAAUGUACGAGAAAAUCGACGAUCGUGAGUCACAAAACGCCCGCUACAACAAAGACAAAACUUUCAAGUUCUGAUAGUGCGGACGAUGGCGAUGAAUAUUGUGAACUUUCGCCGCUUGCUAAAGCACCUCCUAUAAAGUUGACUACGCUACGUUCAUAUUCUACUCCAGCAGAACUCAAUCCUAAACCAAGCUUGGGGAGAGUUUCCAGCUUCGAUCGUAGACUGUAUACCGAUUGUUAUUAUUCAAAGACUAAAGCCUCUUUGGUUGAGAGUCAACCGAGCUCUCCGCAAUCACGGCCUACAACAAGACUAGUUGACAAUAGUAACUCGUUUAAUAGAACUAACCAAGGUUCGCAGUGGACUAACGACAAACAGGAACCCCUCUUGUGUGGUGUAGAGGCAGACGAGCUCAUAGACUAUGCCAGUUGUAUGUGUUGUGUAAAAGGAAUCUUUUAUCACUGUACGAAAGACAAUUUUGACGAAGGACACCUGGCCGAGGAGCCGUGUUCCUGCGCCGGACCCGUAAGCUCUUGCGCGCCGAGAUGGGGGUGUCUUGCACUUUUGUCAUUGUUCAUACCCUGUUUGUGGUGUUACUUACCAGCCAGGGGCUGUAAAAAGGCCGCCACCAGCUCGAGAAAAAAGAAAAAGACACAAAAAAGCUUUAAAUUUAACUCGAAAUAGUUGAGAUUAUUUAAUUUGUCUAGGCAACAACUUUUGACUUCAUAAGUCAGAAUUCGAAGUAAUUUUUGUAAAAUCCAUCGCCAUAUGUUAUGUGCGAGUUUUUAUUAGAGUUUUAAUCAAAUGUUUUAUUUGUAUGAGGUGGGAAGUCUGCGAAACGUUAACAGGCUUUUAGGUUUUAAUUAAUCAGGGAAGCGUUAUCUCUUCUUUUAGUGUUAAAUGAUGACAGACUUUUUGUUGCAUUUCAUUGUGUUUAUCGAAAUCCAUAAACCUGAAAUCAGAGUUUGAAAUUCUUUAUUUACGCGAUAGGAUGACUGAUAGAUUAAGUUCUUGUGACUUUAUACCAGACUAUCAAAUGCUCUUGCCAUCUGUUUUUACUCCGGCAAAUCUAAUAAGCCUGUUUGUUUUUCGCUUCCAUCCGAACCAAAACAAAUGCAUCAUGCGAAUAUGCAGCAAUGUAAAAAACAAAUUGUUUAGUUAAAUUAUGACGCGCAGAAAGAGAAUUAUAAUUUAUAAAAGUUUUUAAUCUUUGUAUUUAAGUUUUGUCCUUUUUGACUAUUGUAUGCAACACAGGUUGUUACUUCAGAUGAUAAAUAUGCGGAACACUCUAAAAGGAACUGAAUAAAAUUGGGUGUUUCAGGAUAUGAGUUUUGCGUGGUAGGUUGGUUUUCGUAGUUUUCGAACAUUCCUUCAGUUUCUUGCAGUUUGCGUCCUUCCGUUUUACAUGUUCAUCUUUAUUGAAUCGCGCGCUUUAGCCGCUUUAGCGAAUUAUUUGACAACCGUUCGUAUUAGGCAAUCACUUCCUGACGUUGUGAAAACCGCGUCAACCCAUCGUGUCAUAACCCGUUCAUACCAUUUCAAGUCUGUUCUGAGUGUUCACAAAAGACUUUCGAAGAGUUUUAACAGAGCAAGUCGACGAUAGGACCGCUUUUCCCUUUGACAACAAUGAACCCCUGUGACGUGAUGAAACCCUCAUCGCCCGCUCAUUCAGUCGGAAACGGAAAUGGGAGGUCUCUAUCGAAUUCGAAGCCUAUGUUUCUUCUCAUCCCGAUCCCUCACUAGCCAGCUUGGUCACAGUACUUCCGCUUAUCCUCUAAACGUCUUUAAAAACCUAAAAUAGAUCGCAAUGGAAUCAAUAUUUAACGACCACACGAUGCUCAUGUUCUCCUUUGUGUACAAAAUAAGGAACCAGUUACCAAAAUCACGGUAAUUGCUGACAUACUGGCUUUAAGGCCACCAUGUGGCAUUCCGCGGGCUUGGACUUUUGUUGUCCCAAUUUUCAAGGCAGCAUGAGUUCCGACAACUGACUGUUGGAUAUUAAAACGAGACAGAUAAUCCUUUCCCUUUGAAGGAUUUUAUUUGACGAUAAGUGAACUAAGAAAUCCGUCUCUUUGAAAUAUUGUUGAUUUGUUUGAGACACGUAGAUAAUGACUGUCGAGUCACGCUUAGUGUAAAACAUUUUGAUAACUUUUUUUUGAUAACUAUUUUUACAUGGCUACUAGUUUGCGGACCGUUUUUCAGUUGCGUGUCAGUUUGCUCUGAGAUAAACCAUUGGAUAAACUAACGGAAGGAGGGACUUGUGUCACUUGUGAGGCUAUUGAAAAAUGGUAGAAGGUUCUUUUUUGUCAAAGGAUUUUACUCUUUGAACAAUAUCAAGUAUAUAAAUACCCAUGCUUUUGUUUACUUUAGUUUAACAGUGUAGCUCAUAUCAAAGCUAUAUCAAGAAUCAUGACUGUAAGCGUAUCUUAUAUUUUUCUAAUCAGAUUUUGCGUUUGUGGAAUAAAAAAAGCAGUUUUCCAGUUUUAAUCUUGAUUUUUGACGUUUUGUGACUUGCCCCGAAAUGGUAAUAUGUUUGAGAAAAGAGAAGGGCAGAUCACGCGAACCUUUUGGUCACAGGCCGAAUAAACGGCUCCUCCCCUUGUAAAAGUUCUUUUAGAAUUUGGUCUCAUGUCUUUUACAUCAGGAAAAAAUCUCGAGCCUACAUUUUUCAGGAUUUUUAAUACCUGAUCUUUUAUGUCACAAACAAUUCUUGACAAUCGGAAUAAAGCAACUUUAAUUGGUUUUAAAAUAGUGUAAUCACACUUAUGAAUCAUAAGCUUCAAAAAAGGAAAUGGCCACAACAUUUUUAUUCUUUUUGCUUUUCACACCUUUUGUCCAUGUGCUCUGAUUAAGCGCUUCCGCAGUCUUUUUACCAACGAUUAUUUUGCAGCUUUAGUACCUGUUACUACGAGGAAAAGUUCUAAUGAGUCUACCACUUUUCUUCCGCGAGUUUUGUUACUUUUUCAAGAACUUUUUGCGUUCUUGAACAAAGCAGUGUCUUUGUUUUCAACCUUACGUUUUACUUAUGAGAUACUUAUUAAGUUACUCAUCCUCUGAGACCAGUGGCACGCCAAUUCAGAGGGAAUUAUAUGAACUGAUUCACGGGCGAAAUUGCGUAUUGCUGGCGAAAAGUUUAAGACUUCUCAGGAUCCGCCAAGCUUGAGUAUAGUUGUAUCUUAUCCGUUCUGUAAACUCAUGAAUAGAGUCGUAAUUAGAUAAAUCAGAUAUUCAACCGCGGCACGACUUGCCUAGUUGCGAAGAAGGGAACAGUGAUUUAAGGUACCCUCGUCUUGUCAACUUGUCAUGCUGUUCGGAACUGAUCCCACCCCUGUAACUGCUGUAACUGUUUCAAGUUAUUAAUCCCACAAACCAGAACUGGCUUUUUUACAUACUGACUACGUUAUAACAUUUCGUUUAGAUUCACAACACAACAAAGAAUAUAAAAGAAGCUUUCGAACACUUUAAACUUGGUUUCCAAUGUGAAAAUGUUGGAAGGGGUUGCUUCUGUGAUACCACCACCCAUUUUGUCAAAGUAUGCUUCCUUGACAAUUAUCACACCAAGCAUUUGAAAGGUACGUAGAGAGAGCCGAGGGCGUAUAGCAAAAAAAGCAAAACCCAUAGAAUCUGGUUGUAAAAAUUAAAGCUACACACUCAUUGUCGAACCUGAAGGGAAUUCUAGCCCUGUUGUUAAAAUCUACUGCCAAUUUCGGAUUAAUGUUCAAGCUGUUUGUAUCUAAAUUUAUAUCCUCUGUUUUGGUUCUUUGUUGUCCCAAAUUGUUUUAGCUUCAUCAGCAAUUAAUACGUGGUUUUUACAAGCAAACUGGAUGUUUUUAACAAUGUUUUCGUUUCUAAAGAUAGCUUUGUUCUCUCGCGUCCGUUGUCUAGACAAAUAAUAUUUAACGGAAAAAGCACAUGAAUACCACAGGAUAUCGCUAAUCCACAAGCGAACUAGAGUUUUUAUAUUGGGCUGAUAUUAGGUGCAAUUAAUAGACUGGUUAAAACCAUCUUGUCGCUGUAAGCGGAAGCUGGAACUUGACCUCUUCGAUGUUCAUUUAAAAUUGGAAGGGAGUAACAAUACAGUUUGUUUUGAUAGAGCUUACAUCAGUUUUAUCGUUGUGUUCAGUGCGUGUAUAAAUUAAUUUCUAACAGGAGCAAAUACAGGGCAGUUGUGAACUGCACUGCAAAAACUGGAACAGGUGAUUCUUAGGCGAGGAAAACGAGCGUGGGGUGGGGGCGGGACGACUCUAGUAGGUUAGUUCUAAUAUGAAAAUCAAAAUGUAUUUGUACACACAGUUCUACCUGUGCGAAUUGAAGUGACAGGUUAUGCGGUUAGCGCGCAAAUGUAUAAUGACAGGAAACCAGGCCGAAAUACUGAGUGUGGUUCGUAUAGUUUUGAUUAAAAUAAAUUGAGCCACAUUUUAUGAAGCCGAAAAGUUGAUCUUUUUUAUGAGUUUUAUUUUCAACGUGGCUGAACAGCUAAUCACUUAUAAGCAGAUCUGAGCUCAAAGUUCCGUCUCUCCUUCUGUCCAUCCUGUUUCAGCCUCUCAAAACCAGCACGCGCCAGUGAUAUAGCGCUGUCGGCCGGGGAAGGGCGCUGGCUUCUUGUUUUGGCGCAAAUGUUCCUGUCACGUCCAGCUUGCUGGGCUUCCUUCCAUAGCCUGACUGACAGAACUGACGCGUGCUAUUACAGCUUCAGAGCUUUCAGCGAAUCUGUGAUCUGUGCAUUUUUCCCUCUAAACUGUGAGAUUAGUUAUGUAAUACACACUCAAGUCAAAACACCGUGAGCCUGUGAGCGGAUUGCUGUUGUGUUACCCCCGUCUAUAGUAAAUCUUAAGUAAAUUGUUACAGUCUUCCGUUUCUAAGUCAUGCUUACCAUAUCGUUAAAAGACUUCGGUACAACUCGUUCUAAAUCAUCAAAUCAGUUAUUACACUCCCAAGACUGAGAACACCGUGGGUUUGAAGACGAAUGAUGUUGUUUUACCAUCGCCAAUUUCAUUUUUUUUUUAAGUCUCUCUAGGUCUCAAAAGACUUCAGCGUAACAUGAAACUAUCAGCUAUGACACGCCCAAGUCAAAGAACGCUAGACUGCUUGCAGUCCGCCUUUUCUCUUAAAAUCCGUCUAGUUCUUAUCUCAUUCAGCGCGAUUUCUUCUCGAGCUUACGCUCUCGUUUCCCGCGGCUCGCGGUUUUGCCGCUCGCGUCCUUGGGUUUUGCGUGCAGUAACUUUGCACAGAAAGAUAAAAGACUGCUCGCAGUCUAAAGAACACCGUUGAAGACGAAUGAUGUUGUGUUACCAAAGUCAAUGUCAAUUGUUAGUUGUCAGUUCUACGUCUUAAACAUCUUUUUAAGACUUCAGCGCAUCCCUGCAUGAUUUUAGUCUUUAUUAGUUUUUCUCCGUUACUCCCAGUGCUAUCAGAGCCAGGAAAAAGUGCACCAAAGUGAAGGAUAUGACAUCUUAUUCAUCUUUAAUUUUUCCUCUUUAUUUUUCCCAUAUAUAAAAUAUACAUUUCUUUAUUUUGGGCGGUAACACAACAAGUAUCAAAAGACCUUAAUAGCCUUUACUUAAUCAUUUGUAAGUGAAUAGGUUUGGUUAAUAAAGUUGAGUUAUACGAAAACUGAAAUUUCCUACCAAGGUGAGUGUACCGCAGCUGCCGAGAAAAUGUUUCUUGGAAUUUUCCACUGGGGAUAAAUUUCGUUAAGGUCUAUUUUCACCUUGAGACAUAUCCAUUGAAAAGAUACCUUCAUUUUUCCAUAGGUAUUUUGUGAAGAACUAGUGUUUUGACUGACAAAUAAGAAAAUGUCGGUUUGUUCAUUAUCUACCAGUCAAAAUAGGUAAAUUCCCACGUUUUAUGAAUAAUAAAACCAAGUUUCUCUUUCCUGCCAGCCCCGAAGGAAACCGCACCCCAAAAUAAGAAAUGAAACCGCCUCUUAGUAAAUACAUUUCAUUUUACCGAUCAGAUUUAAUGGCCGACUUGUUUUCCUGUUGGGUUUUGGGGGGUACAUUAUAUAGGUACGUGCCGCGGGAAAGGGUAUGGUUUAUGAAGUGCUCAGUACUCAAUUACUAGUAGGGCAUCCGUUUUUGGUAUUGUUGUCUUUUGUUAGGGUCGCUACAAUCACAGACCCUCAGCCUCUGUCCUUUUGCGUUAUUUGGACUUACCAAGAGUGUUAAACUGGAGUUUUCAGAUCGUUUCAGAUGCGGUUAG
This is a messenger RNA of Porites lobata, 6441 nucleotides long. NCBI's taxonomy places the organism in Eukaryota, Metazoa, Cnidaria, Anthozoa, Scleractinia, Poritidae. The record is from the annotation of a GenBank genome assembly.